CUUACUUAUUCCACAUGCCGAAGCUGUAUUUUUUCUUCAUCUAUUUGAUGUGCAGGGUGAGGGCAGGUACAGAAGAAGGAUGUCCUGCAUUUACAGGUCUGAGUAUAAGCAGUGCUUUGACUGGCACAGACUUGAAAGUGAAACUAAUGCUGUACACAAGACAAAACCAGAACUGUGCUGAAACACUCAGUUCAGCUGGUUCCAGGUAUCUGAACGUGACCAAGAAAACUAUCCUCAUUGUGCAUGGGUACAGACCCACAGGUUCUCCCCCCAUCUGGAUACAAAAAGCAGUACAUCUCUUGCUCUCUGUGGAAGACAUCAACAUAAUCAUUGUAGAUUGGAACCGCGGGGCUACGACUCUGCUCUAUCACAGGGCUUCUAGCAAUACUAAGAAAGUUGCUGAAUUCUUGAAAACACUUAUAGACCAAAUGUUGGCCGAUGGAGCAUCGCUUGACUCUGUUUAUAUGAUAGGAAUUAGUCUUGGAGCGCAUAUCUCUGGGUUUGUGGGACAGAUGUAUAAUGGCAAACUUGGGAGAAUAACAGGUCUUGACCCAGCAGGCCCCUUAUUUAAUGGGAAACCCCCUGAGGAAAGGUUAGAUCCUACAGAUGCCCAGUUUGUUGAUGUCAUUCAUUCUGAUAUUGAUGGACUAGGCUACAGAGAAGCUUUAGGACACAUAGACUUCUAUGCCAAUGGAGGAACCGACCAGCCCGGCUGUCCACAAACAAUAUUUUCUGGAUCACAGUAUUUUAAAUGUGACCAUCAGAGGUCUGUUUUCCUGUUCCUGUCAUCCUUGAAAGAGAGGUGCAACAUCACUGCAUACCCCUGUGAUACAUACAGAGAUUACAGGAACAGCAAAUGUGCCAGCUGUGAGGCUUUCCAGCCCAUGCCAUGCCCCAUCCUGGGUUAUUAUGCUGAUAAGUGGAAAAGCUAUUUAACACUAAAGAAUCCUCCAGUGACUAAAGUGUUUUUUGAUACAUCGGACAAAGAACCAUUCUGCCUUUAUCAUUACUUGAUGGAUAUUAUUACCUGGAACAAAAAUAUUAGAAGAGGCUCCCUCAUAAUUAAACUAACAGAUCAAGAUGGGAACACAGCAGAAUCCAAAAUCAAUCAUGAAGUUGCAACUUUUCAACAAUUCAACCAAGCUAGUUUGAUAGCUGGAUUUGACCAGGAUUUUGAAAAAAUUGCAAGAAUUUCCUUGGCAUUUUCCACAGGGUCUGUAAUAGGCCCAAAGCACAAACUCAGGAUUCUUCAAAUGAGGUUAAGGUCAAUUACAUAUCCAGAAAGACCACAGCUGUGUAGAUAUGACCUUGUACUGCUGGAAAACACUGAAGUAAUCUUCAAACCUAUUCCAUGUCAAAACAUGCAAACUUGAGCCAAGGAAGACUCAGCUGUACAGCAAGUUAUAUUGACAACAGCACACAUUUCACAUAUUAUGGGGAAAUGGCAGGGGAAAAAAAGGACUCAUUUUCAAGUGUCUUCACAUCUUGUCUUCUACAGAUGUCAAACUA
Molecule: messenger RNA, 1509 nt
Organism: Mauremys mutica (yellowpond turtle)
Lineage: Eukaryota; Metazoa; Chordata; Testudines; Geoemydidae
Gene: LIPH
Product: lipase H
Exons: 10
Coding region: 15-1373 (452 amino acids)
Biological process (GO): lipid metabolic process
Molecular function (GO): lipase activity; carboxylic ester hydrolase activity
Source: RefSeq, a predicted model, not a curated record